Molecule: messenger RNA, 2836 nt
Organism: Acanthopagrus latus (yellowfin seabream)
Lineage: Eukaryota; Metazoa; Chordata; Actinopteri; Spariformes; Sparidae
Gene: rab40b
Product: RAB40B, member RAS oncogene family
Exons: 6
Coding region: 1051-1914 (287 amino acids)
Biological process (GO): protein localization to plasma membrane; intracellular signal transduction
Cellular component (GO): synaptic vesicle; endosome; plasma membrane
Molecular function (GO): GTP binding; GTPase activity
Source: RefSeq, a predicted model, not a curated record
GAAGCCUCCUCGUGUGAUUCUGUAGAAAUCUGGAGGUUCAGAACUGUCUCUGGCUUCAUGUUUGACAGGAAGUAGAAACACAUGAAAGGAGCAGUCUGUAGUUUUAGUGAAGAAAUGUUAAUGAGCAGAGGAAGAUGUUCAUUGGCUGAUUUUUAAUAAACGAACUCUCUUUGGCUUCAUGACAAAAUUAACAAACUGAAAACACAGUUUAUACUGUUCACUGUGUUUACAUGUGGCGGACCCUGUCACCUGUCCCACAGUGUUAUUGGACCUUACUGUCCUCUGACAGCAGCUGGGUUCCUCACUGAUGGAUACAAUUUGUAUAAUUACCUCAUUAAUAUUGUUAAUAUUUAAAUACUGACUUUGUUUAUUCUAUAAACUACGUACCGGUCCUUUAAUGCUGAGUUUAAAUGAAUUUAUUUAAGACUUUUAUUGUUUUAAAUCAGACGCAACGGCAACAUACUCUCGCUGUCGGGCCUUUAUUUUGUAAUGUCAGACAGGAAGUACUGUGUCCAUCUGCUCCUGCGCAGCUUGACGUCACGCGGAGAGCCAAUCAAACGCCUCCUCUCGUGUGUUGACGGACGUCUCCAGCGUCGGGUCCGGGCUCGAGGUUGCCCUAGCAACUCAAAGGAUGGACCAAUCAGAACGAGGCAGGCGCUCCAUCCCCAUCCGCGGAGCAGGAGGCGGAGCAGGGAGUCCAGAGACCCGUCGGUCCUCUUAAGUCCGGAGUCCACGAGCCGAACUGAACCGACUCUGGUGGAUUUUCAGCUCCGUGCGUAAAAAGCGCGGCGCGUCCUGAGCUGAUGGUUCCGAGGACGCACUGACCCGUCCUUCCUCCGACGGGUGUCGGCGGGUCACGCUGGGCACUUGUAGCUUCCCGGGAUACAAUCCGAACCGGUGACCGAACCGGUCUGUUGCGUGUAAACACACUGAGAGUCUCAGUGUCGUGGAUCGUGGCGGACUGAUUUCCUCUUGGAUCGAGGAGGAGAGGAACAGGUUCUGGCUCUGAGCUGCCGAGUCUCAUCUCAUGAUGGGAGGCGGCAGCUGAGGAUGAGCCACAGAACCAGCCCGGCCCGGGCGCACGACUUCCUGCUCAAGUUCCUGCUGGUGGGAGACAGCGACGUCGGGAAGGGCGAGAUUCUGGCGAGCCUGCAGGACGGAGCAUCCGAGUCCCCGUACGGGUACAACACGGGGAUCGACUACAAGACGACCACCAUCCUGCUGGACGGGAGGAGAGUCAAGCUGCAGCUCUGGGACACGUCGGGUCAGGGUCGAUUCUGCACUAUCUUUAGAUCUUACUCCAGAGGAGCACAGGGAGUGAUUCUGGUGUAUGACAUCACCAACCGCUGGUCAUUUGAUGGAAUCGACAGGUGGAUCAAAGAGAUAGACGAGCAUGCCCCGGGAGUGCCCAAGAUCCUGGUUGGGAACCGUCUCCACCUGGCCUACAAGCGCCAGGUGACCACCGAGCAGGCGCAGGUGUACGCAGAGAAGCUGGGCGUCACCUUCUUCGAGGUCAGCCCGCUGUGCAACUUCAACAUCACCGAGUCGUUCACGGAGCUCGCUCGCAUCGUCCUCCUGAGGCACGGCAUGGAGCGGCUGUGGAGACCCAACAAAGUGUUGAGUCUUCAGGACCUCUGCUGUCGCUCCAUCGUCUCGUGCACUCCGGUCCACCUGGUUGAUAAGCUCCCCCUCCCACUGGCUCUAAAGUCCCACCUGAAGUCCUUCUCCAUGGCCAACGGCCUCAACGCUCGCAUGAUGCACGGACGCUCCUACUCUGUUACCACCAACGCCGCUACUCACCACGCCGCAACCAAGAGAACCGGAGGGGCGCUGCUGAAAAAACCCAAACUGAUCCGGCCGCCGCCUCUCAGCCCGUCUGCACAGAGCUGCAGGAACAGCUGUAAGAUAUCCUAACAGCUGAAUGGAUGUGUCCGUGAACGCACCAUCACUUGGUCCAAACGACCGUGAACUUGAGUCACGUGACACGCGGCUGCAGCUUCUCUCUGAACCUUCUGUCUUCACUCACAGACGCCGGCUGAGACUAACAGGACUGGGACCAGUUUCAGAUCUGUUUCGUCACCUCUGUGCAUUUCUGGGGUGAUUUCCUUUUUUAGCUGUUUUCUUAUUUCGUGUGGACAAUCAGACAGGAAGUGACAUCACACAACGUGGACUGCACCUCUCCACUGCCGUUAUGUUUCUGAACCAGCAGUCAUCAACUCAUCAGAGACUCAGACAGACAAUCGGACAUCUCAAUAAUAAAGACCAAAUAUUAUGUAAAAAAAUAAUUGUUUUACAAAACAUGUAAUAUUAUGAGAAUAAAAAACGUGUACAAGAUAUGUUGAGAAAAGGUUUAGCUGUAUUUGUUAACAUGAAACUGUUGUGUUCUUUUAAAAUUACCACUUUGAAAUAUUAUGAUUUUAAAUUUGAGAUUUUAUGACUUGUUGUAACAUUCUGAUUUUUCUCCCUGAAAACAUAAAAAAGGGCUUUUUACCAGAUAAUGAAAAGAACUGCACAUUUUUUCCCUUGUUACUUUUCUCUCAACAUGUUCUGACCUGAUUCUGACUGAUAUGUGAGUCGAGAUCCGAUCCGAUCACUGAGGUGUUCAGCUUCAUCCUCAGGACGACUACACACACACACACACACACACACACACACACACACACACAGUUGCAGUUUGUGUACAAUAUUUGUACGUGUUGUAACUAUGACUGUUUGUGAUGAUGGAGGUUCUGUUGGGUUUGGACCCGGUCUCAGCGUGACUCACCUGAGGACUGUUUUGCACUGUUUAUCAUUGUUUAAUAAGAAGCACCUUUACAAUAAACUCUACCCACCAUCA